Brassica napus (rape) is the source of this 6128-nucleotide messenger RNA. Its product is annotated as disease resistance-like protein CSA1. The record is from RefSeq and is a predicted model, not a curated record. Lineage: Eukaryota; Viridiplantae; Streptophyta; Magnoliopsida; Brassicales; Brassicaceae. The transcript is spliced from 9 exons. The coding region runs from base 231 to 5954 and encodes 1907 amino acids. Gene Ontology annotation, molecular function: ADP binding. Gene Ontology annotation, biological process: defense response; signal transduction.
AUUACUUACUUUUUGCUCUUAACGGCACCUUCCAUUUUUAAAGCGAUGUUGGAAUAUCAAUGGUAGCUGUGAAACUUUUUUUUUUAUAUCCAUAAAUUUUAGGAUAUCCUUAAUACUGUGGAACUUCGUUCAAAAUAAUUUCUUAUAUGAUUUGCUGACAUGUUAUAAUACAAUUCCAUAUAGGAUUUCUAAGGUGUUUUCUUUUAAAUUGCUACCAGGGAACUAAUAGUAUGAGAGGUAUUUUCUUGGACAUGUCCGAAGAAACAAAGAACUUUGCCUUGGAAAGAAUGACCUUCACCAAUAUGCUCAAUCUUCGAUACCUCAAGAUAUAUGAUUCUUUUUGUCCUCGGCAAUGUAAAUCAAAAUGGGAAUUGAACUUUCCAGAUGGCCUUUCACUCCCCUUGGAAGAGAUCCGGUAUCUUCAUUUCGUGAAAUUCCCUUUGAAGGAACUUCCACCAGAUUUCAGACCGGAAAAUCUUAUUGACCUUAGGCUGCCUUACAGCAAAAUUCAACGUAUUUGGGAAGAUGCUAAGGACACACCACGAUUAAAAUGGGUAGAUCUAUGCCACUCCAGUCAGUUGUUCGACUUGUCAGCAUUGCCAACGGCUGAAAACCUUCAAAGUUUAAAUCUGGAAGGCUGCACGGCUUUGAAGGAAUUGCCAUUGGAGAUACAAAACAUGAAGUCUCUGGUUUUCAUGAACUUGAGAGGAUGCACAGGUCUUGAGUCUCUGCCAAAGAUUAAUUUAAUCUCUCUGAAAACCCUCAUACUCAGUGGCUGCUCAAACCUGAAGGACUUUCAACUAAUUUCUGAAAGUAUAGAGUUUCUUCAUUUGGAUGGCACAGCAAUCACAGGACUUCCUCUUGCAAUCCAGAGCUUCCAGAGGCUUGUUGUGUUGAAUUUGAAAAACUGUGAAAUGCUGGAGUGCCUUCCCAACUGUCUCGGAGAGCUGAAAGCUCUUGAAGAAUUAAUACUUUCUGGUUGUUCAAAUCUUAAGAAUCUUUCAGAUAUAAGGGAGAGCAUGAAACAUCUCCAGAUCUUACUUAUUGACAUGAUCGGAGGAAAAGAGAUGCCAAACAUCAUUACAUCCAAGGGCCAAGCUUCUCCAGAUAAGUUCGUACACGGCCCAAGCGGAUGGCCACAGGGUGUUAAUGGAGUAUCCUCUCUACGACGUCUAUCGUUAAAUGGAAAUGAUUUUGUCAGCCUGCAAACUGACAUUUGGAAACUUUACAAUCUUAAUUGGCUCGACGUGAAGAAUUGCAAGAUGCUAAAGUCUAUUCCGAUGCUUCCACCAAGACUUCAGUACUUUGAUGCUCAGGGCUGUGAUUCACUCGAAACUGUUUCACAUCCUUUGGCCAUUCCUGUCCUGACGCAACAGAAACAUGCCACUUUCAAUUUUUCCAACUGUAACAAGCUGGAUCAAGAUGCAAAGGAUAGUAUUAUAUCAUAUAUUAGUUGGAAAUUUCAGUUAGUGUUAGAUGCACUCUCUAGAUACAGCGAGGAUUCUGUUUUGGAAGCUUUAAUUGGAACUUGCUUUCCUGGAUGUGAAGUACCGGCAUGGUUCAGCCAUCGAGCAUUUGGAUCGGUGUUAGAGUCAAAGCUGCCCCUACAUUGGAGUGACAACAAGUUUACUGGAAUUGCCCUAUGCGCUGUUGUCCUAUUUCCUGAAUUCCACGAGCAGAGGGACCGCCUCGUAGUGAAAUGUAAUUGUGUUUUUAAUAGUAAAUACGGUUCUCCUGUCCGCUUUGGUUGCACCGUUGGCAGUUGGAGCAAAGCACGUAACACAUCACUGAGGUAUGAGUUGUCUCAUAUAUUUAUUGGCUAUACCACUAUGCUAGAUAGCAACAAACAUGGUUUGGAGGAUAGUGAAGAGGGUUGUAGUCUUACUGAAGCUUCCCUUGAGUUUCAAGUGACAGAUGGUACGGAAGUGGUAGGAAGUUUCAAGGUUCUGAACUGUGGCUUUAGAUUGAUAUAUGCAUCUAAUGAAAUGGAAAACACAUGUUGGGAUUCAAUGACUGCUGUACUGCCAGAGAGGAUCGAGCACUCCCAAGAUGAAGCAAAAUCUCAUGAGAAUUUCCGAAGCCCUGAUGAAAUCCAAUAUGAGUCUUCCUUUGAUCCAACUCUGGGAGCCAAUUCAAAUUUUAUAAGUGAAACAAAAUCUGAUGCCGAACCUGAUUUGUGGAAGAGCUUGGAAAGCAAGAUAGUUGACAUUUCAAAUGUAGAAAAUGACGCAGGAAAGGAAAUCACCGUAAGCUCUGAUCGUGACAACACAUCGUCUGGAGAUCAAACACGUUACGUUGGAGUUGAGCUGCGACUCAAGCAAAUGGAAAAAAUGUUGUACUCGAUGCCUGGAGAAACUUUUAUUGUUGGAGUUGUUGGGAUGCAUGGCAUUGGUAAAACAACUCUCGCAACAAUGUUGUUUGAAAAGCGUGGGUCGAAGUUUCCAAGACGCUUGUUUUUGACAGUGCCUAAGGAGUGCGAACCUGAGCAGUUGCGGAGCAUGUUCCUUAAAAAGUUACUCGAACACCUGCAUGUAAAUAUAAGCGACGAGACAACACAUGAAUGCGUGAAAGCUGAACUGCUUCAGACCAAGGUUUUCGCCGUUCUCGAUGACGUCAGUGACAAGAAACAGUUACAGAUUCUCCUCGGCAACCUCGCCUGGAUUAAAAAGGGAAGCAAGAUUGUUAUUACAACUUGUGACAAGUCAUACCUUGAGGGAUUUGCUCAUGAUACUUAUUUCGUCCCGCCAUUGAAAAACAGAGAGGCUGUUCAACUCUUUGCUUAUCAUGCCUUCUAUAAACAAAUCUACCCCUCAGAAACCUUUCUUUCGCUGUCAAGAAUGUUCGUGGAUCAUUCUACAGGCAACCCACUGGCUCUGGAGUCACUAGGAAGCCUCCUCUGUGGGAAAGACGAGGCUUGCUGGGAACAUGAACUGCAAAAAGUGAGACAAAGUUUCAAUAUGAAGAUGGGAAAAGUCUGGAGAUUCUCUAUUAAGCAACUUACUGAGGGGCAGAAGGAUAUGUUUCUGGACAUAGUGUAUUUUUUCAAAUCAGAGGAAGAGUAUUUUGUUAGACGUUUACUGGAUUCAGAAAAUCCUGAAGCUGUGAGUGAAGUUAGAGAUCUCGCCGACAAGUUGCUUAUUACAAUUUCUGGUGGGCGAGUAGGGAUCCAUGAUCAACUGUAUGCAUUGAGCAAGGACCUUGGUUCCCCUGGGGAGCGUAAGCUGUGGAACUACAAAGAUAUCAUCGGCUAUAUGAAAAAAAGUAAACAAUCGGGAACUGAUGAUGUGAGAGGUAUUUUCUUAGACAUGUCUGAAGCAACAAAGAACAUUCCCUUGGAAAGAAUGACCUUCAUCAAUAUGUGCAAUCUUCGAUACCUCAAGAUUUAUGAUUCAUCUUGUCCUCGACAAUGUAAAUCUGACUGCAAAUUAUGCUUCCCCGAUGGACUUUUAUUCCCCUUGGAAGAGAUUCGAUAUCUCCAUUGGGUGAAAUUCCCGUUGGAGGAACUUCCACCAGAUUUCAAACCAAGAAAUCUGGUUGACCUUAGGCUGCCUUACAGCAAAAUUGAACGUGUAUGGGAAGGUGUUAAGGACACGCCACGACUCAAGUGGGUAGAUCUACGCCAUUCGAGUAAGUUGUGCAACUUGUCAGCAUUGUCAAAGGCUGAAAAUCUUCAAAGAUUAAACUUGGAAGGCUGCACGGUUUUGGAUGAGUUGCCGGCGGAGAUUCAAAAUAUGAAGUCUCUGGUUUUCCUGAACUUGCGAGGAUGCAUACGUCUUUGGUCUCUGCCAAAUAUUAAUUUAAUCUCUCUAAAAACCCUCAUACUCAGUGACUGCUCAAACCUCAAGAACUUUCAGUUAAUUUCCGAAAGUAUAGAAUUUCUUCAUUUGGAUGGCACAGCAAUCACGGAACUUCCUCUUGCCAUAGACAGUCUCCAGAGGCUUGUUGUGUUGAAUCUGAAAAACUGUGAAAUGCUGGAGUUCCUUCCCAACUGUCUCGGAGAGGUGAAAACUCUUGAAGAGUUAAUACUUUCUGGUUGUUCAAGGCUUAAGAAUCUUUCAGAUGUAAGGGAGAGCAUGAAACAUCUCCAGAGCUUACUUAUUGACAGGAUCGGAGCAAAAGAGAUGCCAAACAUCACUAUAUCCAAGGGCCAAGCUUCUGCAGAUAUGUUCGUACACGGCCCUAGCGGAUGGCCACAGGGUGUUAAUGGAGUAUUCUCUCUGCGGCGUCUAUCGUUAAGUGGAAAUGAUUUUGUCAGCCUGCAAACUGAUAUUUGGGAACUUUACAAUCUAAAUUGGCUUGAAUUGAAGGAUUGCAAGAUGCUGAGGUCUAUUCCAAUGCUUCCACCAAGACUUCAGUACUUUGAUGCUCAUGGCUGUGAUUCCCUCGAAAGAGUUUCACAUCCUCUUGCUCUUCCGGUGCGGCUGGAGCAGAUCCAUGCCACAUUUAAUUUUUCUAACUGCAGCAAGUUGGAUCAAGAUGCAAAGGAUAGUAUCGUAUCUUAUACUCGGUGGAAAAGUGAGUUAGUGUUAGAUGCACUCUCUCUAUACAACAACGGGGAUUCUGCUUUGGAAAAUUUCACUGGAGCUUGCUUUCCUGGAUGGGAAGUACCCGCACGAUUUAGUCAUCAAGCAUCUGGACCGGUGUUAGAGGGAAAGCUGUCUACACACUGGAGAGACAACAACUUAACUGGAAUAGCUCUAUGCGCUGUUAUCCUGUUUCCUGACUACCAUGAGCAGAGGGCCCGCCUUGUAGUGAAUUGUAAUUGUGAGUUUAAUAAUGAAGACGGGUCUUAUAACCGCUUUAGUUGGACUAUUGGCAGUUGGAGUGAUGCAGGUAAAACAGCUGGGAAGAUUGUACCAUCUCAUGUCUUUAUUAGCUAUGCAUCUAUGUUGGAUAACAAGAAACUUGGUGAGAAAGAAGACGAAGAGGGUUGUGGUCAUACCAAGACUUAUUUUAAAUUUCAAGUAACAGACGGUACGGAAGUGUUACAUGGUUACGAGGUGCUGAAGUGUGGCUUUAGUUUGGUAUAUGCAUCCGAUGAAUUGCGGGUCCAGUCUGGUAGACACGAAGCAAAUCACUACGGAGCAUAUUCAAAAAAUGUAGCAAUCUCUAAUGUAAGGAGGGAAACGGAAACAAUGGAUAUGCGGCUGGAUGGUGGGCAUGACAUAGUUGAAUUGCCAAAUGAAAUGAUAGCACAUGGAACCGCUAACACUUCCCAACGACCUAAUAACAAGUCUCCUGUAACCACAUUGAAGCAAACAAGAAGAGAGACACAAGUUCGAGCAUUGUCUGUUCGGUUGACUGGGAAGCCUCGGGUUUACAUCAGUUGCCAUGGAGGUGAUCUGUGCAUCACUUUGGUCAAACAUCUCGUGAAUAAUUUGACAAAUGCUGGGGUCAACGUCUUCAUAGACAACGACGAGAGAAUGUGGAUUAAAAUGCACCAGCUCUACAAUAGGAUCGAGGAUUCAAGGAUCGCAGUUGUUAUCUUCUCCAAGAGGUACCUAGCUUCACGGUUGUGCUUGAACGAGCUUGCGAAGAUGGACGAGCUAGCAAAGGAAGGAAGACUCCUAGUAAUUUCCGUCUUCUACCAGGUGAUAUCUAGCGACAUGAAAAAUCUCAAGGGAGAGUGCGGACGAUGUUUCAGGGAGAUGAGAAAGAGACACGAGGACGAACCCGAGAAUGUCCAGAAAUGGGAGACUUCCUUGAUGUCAAUGGCAGAGACAACCGGCGUACACUCGGAAAUUCACGGCAUAGAUGCCGCUCUUGUUAAAGCGACUGUUAAGGCAGUUCAUAGAGAGCUAACAAAGAUAGCUGGAGGAAAAUUCAAGUCCCUCGGAAGAGGAGUUAUGUUAAGUGCACGUGUGUUCAUUUUUGCCUUGUUUGCGGCUCUUCUCUUUAGUCUCUUCGUAUCUCCUCUGCUUUUCGCUGAUGCGGCAUUCGCCGCCUUCUGGUAAGUUCUCAGUGGAUUUUCUUGUUCUGGUAUGUUUAUGAGAGCAUUUGCAGCGACAAAUACCAGAUAUGCUGGUUAAACAAAUGUCUUGUAUUACUUGGUUUUGAGAAGACAAUUACUUGGUUUUUGUUAAACAAAUGGCUUUGCUUCUUCUAUAUAUGGACACUAGUUCUCAGUU